Molecule: messenger RNA, 1968 nt
Organism: Trichomycterus rosablanca
Lineage: Eukaryota; Metazoa; Chordata; Actinopteri; Siluriformes; Trichomycteridae
Gene: col10a1b
Product: collagen, type X, alpha 1b
Exons: 2
Coding region: 1-1968 (655 amino acids)
Molecular function (GO): protein binding
Source: RefSeq, a predicted model, not a curated record
AUGGAUCUUCGUGUGGCGGGUGUUCUCGCCCUGCUGGUGGCGCUAGCCGGAGCAACGCCUGACCGAUACUACCACUCCAAAAAAGGCCCGUCAUAUCCAGUAAAAGGCCAGGAAAUUUCAGGUGCACCAGGUAUGCCAGGUGAGCCAGGACCUCAGGGUCCUCCCGGCCCCCCUGGUCCCCCUGGAAUGAGUGCUAUGGGUCACCAAGGACCAAGAGGACCACCCGGACCCGCUGGCCCCACCAGUUAUUGUGCUCCUGGAAAGUCUGGUAGCCCUGGAAUGCCUGGAAAACCAGGUGACAGUGGAAUGCCAGGAGAACGAGGACAUACUGGACCCGUAGGACCCCAGGGAGCGAGAGGAGCCCCGGGAUCGUCCGGCAGCCCAGGACCUGCUGGUUAUUCUGCCCCUGGAAAGCCUGGACCUCAUGGUCUGCCAGGUGGAAUGGGACCCCGAGGAGAGUCCGGCACAAAAGGACAACCAGGUGCCCCUGGUCUGCCCGGUCCAAAAGGUGAAACGGGUCACGGUUUGCCAGGAAGUGCUGGUGCGCCUGGUUCGAUGGGUCCUAUGGGCCCUGCAGGUCAGCCUGGUCAACCUGGAAUUGGCAAGCCUGGUCCAUCUGGAUACCCUGGAGAACCUGGAAAACCAGGUAUGCCAGGUAGGGAGGGAGCUCCAGGUCCCAUGGGUGCACAAGGUCCAAAGGGUCAUGCUGGAGCUCCAGGUAUCGGUGCCUCAGGUAAACCAGGUCAGAAUGGUGCUCCAGGUAUGCCCGGCCCAAUGGGACACAAAGGUCUUCCAGGACCAGCUGGACAGCCUGGUGCUCCUGGUCUUUCAGGUGCUGGUAAACCCGGACCAGCCGGACUUCCCGGACACCAAGGUGCACCUGGUGCUCCUGGAGGCCCAGGACAUAAAGGAGAGCCAGGUCCCACUGGUUUUACAGGUGCUACAGGUGCUCCCGGGCCUGUGGGCCCAACUGGUGCUCAGGGUCAUAAGGGAUUUCCAGGUGAGCAAGGUGCACCGGGACCUAAAGGUGAUACAGGUAUGAUUGGGGCACCUGGUGGAAAGGGACAAAAGGGAGAUCAGGGAGCACAGGGAUUCUCUGGAAAACCAGGUACGCCUGGUGCAGCUGGUCCACCAGGUUCUACUGGAGCUACGGGAUAUCAGGGUCCAAAAGGUGAGAGAGGAUACUCAGGACAACCAGGAACUCCUGGAGCCGCUGGGCAACAGGGCAUGAAGGGCCACACUGGCCCACAGGGCAUGCCAGGAAGCAGAGGAGAAAAUGGCUCUCCAGGACCUAGAGGUCCAUCUGCACCUUCAGGGCAAACUGGAGCUCCAGGUCCCAAAGGUAUCACUGGUCCACCUGGACCUCCCGGCCCUGCAGGAAUCAUGACCAAAGGCAUGUCUGGCCCACAGGGUCCUCCCGGAAUCACUGGUGCCAGAGGUCAGGACGGUCGCCCAGGCCCGGCCGGAUCCCCCGGCCAACCCGGUCCACCAGGCGAGAUGAUUUACCUCAACGAGAAGAGCAUGCCCAUCAAAUCUGAAGUGAUGCCCGUCAGUCAUGAGCUGAUGAAGCCGCCCAUGUCAGCCUUCACGGCUCUGCUGACCAGAGCGUACCCCAGCGCAGGAACCCCGAUCGCCUUCAACCAGAUCGUGUACAACGGGGAGAACCACUACGACCCUCACUCCGGAGUCUUCACCUGCCAGGUUCCAGGAUUUUACUACUUCGCCUUCCACAUGCACGUCAACGGCGCAAACGCCCUGGUGGCUCUUUACAAAAACAGUGAGCCGGUUCUGUUCUCAUACGACGAGUACAACAAGGGCUUCCUGGAUCAGAUGUCAGGUAGCACCGUGCUCAUGCUGCACACGGGCGAUACCGUCUACGUCCAGGUACCCGACGACCAGUCCAACGGCAUCUACGCCGACGAUAACGUCCACUGUUCCUUCUCUGGGUUCCUGAUCGCCUCCACGUGA